This is a messenger RNA of Aplysia californica (California sea hare), 928 nucleotides long. Its product is annotated as galactose mutarotase-like. Gene Ontology annotation, biological process: beta-D-galactose catabolic process via UDP-galactose, Leloir pathway; glucose metabolic process. NCBI's taxonomy places the organism in Eukaryota, Metazoa, Mollusca, Gastropoda, Aplysiida, Aplysiidae. The record is from RefSeq and is a predicted model, not a curated record. Gene Ontology annotation, molecular function: carbohydrate binding; aldose 1-epimerase activity.
UAAGAACGAGUGCUGCAGACCUCGGAAGUGGGCGGGGCUGACCUGACGAGCCCCAGCCUCUGUGGUCAGUGGAAGAAAACGAAAGUAGGCCAGGCUUAGGGAAGAUAAUAUUAUAAUAAUAGCCCAGACCUACUUACAGCUUUUCUAGUCGAUACAGUCACAAACUGUCGCUCUCAGUUCGGUUUGACGCUUGUGGUACCGCGAUUCCUGCAGGUUGAAGAUUUCCCCUGUCUUCAGGUUCCACGUCAAGUUUUGAUUGUGUUGGAAGAAUUGAUUACAAAACAUGGCUGGGGUGUCGAGUGAAACCUUUGGACAGACACAGAGUGGUGAAACAGUCACAAGGUACACACUGAAGAACUCAAAGGGCGUGAGCGUCAGUAUUUUGAACUAUGGAGGAAUUAUUGUAGACAUCAAUGUCCCAGACAGAGAUGGGAACUUUGAUGACAUUUCUCUUGGGUUUGAUAAUGUUCCAGAUUAUGAGACCAAGUCUCCGUACUUUGGAGCAAUUUGUGGCCGGGUGGCCAAUGUGGUAGCUGGUGCUCAGUUUGACCUGGAAGGACAAACCUACAAGUUGUACGAGAACCGACCGCCUCUUUCUGUACAUGGUGGCAAGGCUGGAUUCGACAAGAAAACCUGGCAGGCUGAGGUAGUGGGGGACAACAAGCUGUCGCUGACGUACGUCAGUCCACACCUGGAGGAGAACUACCCCGGAGAGCUGACGUCAUCGGUCACAUACAGCCUGGACGACCACAGCGCCCUCACGCUGCAGUACGCUGCCACCACCACUAGGACCACCGUCCUCAACCUCACCAACCACGCCUACUUCAAUCUGGCCGGCCAUGGACAUGGCCAUCUCAAUGACCACAGGCUGAAGGUUUUUUCUGAUAAGUACUUGGUCCUUGAUGACAUCUACGUCCCUACAGGUUGA